GGGAAAGAGACAGCGAGCGGGCGGCAGUGGUUCAUUCUGCAGUGGCCAUAGCGAAAAGCUGUCUUCUCUGCAAAGUCCCUAGGGAUGCAAACUCUAUACAACGGAUUUUAUAGAUAUUCAGUUGAUUGCCUACCAAACGAAACAUCUAUUACCUGAGAAAGAAUCUGCAUACAAAAUAUGAGUUCCCCACGUGGCCACCCUGUCCUGUAACCAAUGGCAACAUCGGUCCAGACCCUUCCUCUGAGCCGUGACCCCAGCAAGACAUUCCGUGACCCCUACUCGACCCCUACCCGGCCCACAGCCCUACUGGCCCGGUGCAGUAUGGGUAGUGUAGGCAGCCUAGUUGAGCACCCGGACGCGUCCCCAGCUAAAGGCAGCCGGGCCGUGCCCCAGGUGGGACCCAGACAGACCAACAGGUUAUUAAAGAAAGGCUUCAACCAGAGAGAGCUGCUCAACUACCUCAACAUCACCAGGAAAGAGGCCAAAGCGGGUAGCGGCCCAGGCAGCAGUAGGAAGGACAUCUUCUCCAGCAUGCAGUCCAUGAACAGAGAGCAUGGACAUGAGGAGGAACACAUCAAGCUCUACUACAAAGACGGAACUGAGGUGGACGUAUCAAAGAACUCACUGCCCAUUGGAGGGAAAUAUGAGAAGGUGAGAAGAACACCUGGUUGUGGGACAACAUAUAGGGGUGAUAUCCCAGGGACAACAUAUAGGGGUGAUAUCCCUGGGACAACAUAUAGGGCUGAUAUCCCUGAGACAACAUAUAGGGAUGAUAUCCCUGGGACAACAUAUAGGGAUGAUAUCCCUGGGACAACAUAUAGGAGUGAUAUCCCUGGGACAACAUAUAGGAGUGAUAUCCCUGGGACAACAUAUAGGGAUGAUAUCCCUGGGACAACAUAUAGGGAUGAUAUCCCUGGGACAACAUAUAGAGAUGAACAUGUAAAACUGCAGUUAUUAUCUAUUCUAUCAAAACAGAUUAUUAUUUUAGCAACAAUAACACACUUUGACGUUGGACUCUUCUUAAAAACUCCUUCAAAGGAGGUCCAGACCAAGAACGUCCUUUAAUACUCUAAAGCCAACAUGUCUCUGACAGAGAACGUCCUUUAAUACUCUAAAGCCAACAUGUCUCUGACAGAGAACGUCCUUUAAUACUCUAAAGCCAACGUGUCUCUCUGACAGAGAACGUCCUUUAAUACUCUAAAGCCAACAU
Molecule: messenger RNA, 1210 nt
Organism: Salvelinus sp. IW2-2015
Lineage: Eukaryota; Metazoa; Chordata; Actinopteri; Salmoniformes; Salmonidae
Source: RefSeq, a predicted model, not a curated record